AAUUGAGAUGCAGUCAGUGGGUGCACUUAGCGAGGCGGUCGAGAGAUGGCGCUGUUUCCACGCUGUCUAUUUGUUAGUGUGGUUUCUAGGAUACGGCUUGAGCGGAUGUUGAUGCGUUAGAUGCCUCUGAAUUAAAGUGCCUGCACAGGUAGUUAUGAUCAAAGGUUUUGCGUAAAAAUGUCGGACACGAUCGCAGAUCAUGAACACCGCAAUCCAAAUGGGGUAUUUUCCACUUUAAUGGCCAACGGGGACUGGCUGUACCUUAAAGGAGAGUAUAUAAAGGCUAUAGAUAACUACUCAUCGGCACUGACUUUAAAGCCUGAUGACAAGACGUGCUUUGUCGGCCGAUCCAAAUGUUACCUCAAGCUGGGUCAGCCAGGAAGCGCUUUAAAAGAUGCCGAGGCUUCACUCAAGGAAGACGAGACUUUUUUCGAGGGGUUGUACCAGAAGGCAGAGGCAUUAUACUUCAUGGGAGAAUUUGAAUUUGCGCUGGUGUUUUACCACAGAGGACAAAAGCUCCGUCCACAAAUACAGGAGUUCAGACUGGGGAUCCAGAAAGCACAGGAGGCCAUUGAGAACUGUGUUGGCAGUCCUUCAUCUGUAAAGCUGGAGAUUAAGGGAGACUUAUCAUUUCUCCAAAGAGAUGAGGAGAGGGCGCAGCCGAUCACUGCUAUUCAGCGUCUGACAAAGGAGAAAAGACAGGGGACCCAGAAGACUCCCAGGAAUGAGAAGACAACCAAACAGCUGCUGGGAGACUUUUACAGUGACAAGACAUAUUUGGAAAACCUGCUUAAAGAUGAAGACUUGGUCAAAGGCAAGACAAAGUGUGGGGAACGAUUGCAGGACGUCAUUCAGAGCUGCCUCUCGUACCUCGACACAUGCACCGAGUUCUGGAGCCAGGAGAAACCUAUUUGUGCACUGGACAGGGAACGCAAGAAAAAAUGUAGCAAGCCCCGUCUUAGCACACCCUCUGAUCCUGCCCAGUUCCUGCUGAAGAGCCUGGAUGACAUUGAUGCAGAGUUAACAUCUGGAAAUGCAGAAGGUAGUCUCAAGAAGGCGGAAGAAGUCAUGAAGAUAGUGCAGGGGUGGUCAGAGAAAGAGGUGCCCAAUAAGAACGAGGUUUUGGGCAGCCUGCACAGUUGUAUUGGAAAUGCCUUGAUCGACCUAGGAGACUUGGACAAAGCAUUAGACCAUUAUAACAAGGACCUGGAGUUGGCUAAACAGUGCAAACUCCCAGAUGCAACAUCCCGGGCUCUGGACAACAUUGGGCGGGUUUAUGCCCAAACUGGACAGUUCUUACGGGCCAUCGAGUUCUGGGAGAAGAAGAUUCCCUUGGUCCGUGGUGGUCUGGAGAAGACAUGGCUCUUUCAUGAGAUUGGUUGGUGUUACCUGGAGCUUAGUCGCCACAAGGAAGCCCGAGACUACGGCGUCCGUUCGCUUGCUGCAGCUGAUGAAAUUGCUGAUGAAAAAUGGCAGAUAAAUGCUAAUGUUUUGGUGGCACAAUCAGAAUUGAAACUUGGAAACGUUGAAUCCUGUGUCUCCCACUUUGAGAGAGCCUUGACCCACGCCAAACAGCAAGACAACGACGCUGCCAUGAAUGCCAUCCAGAAGGUUAGCGCCAAGCUGUCACAUGCUUCCCUUCACCUUCUUUUUUAGUUGCAUUUAAAGAUGCUUUUGACGCUGACUUUUAUCAUUUUGUUUUUAGGCUCUUGACGAAGCAAAGCAACAACUCCCACAGUGAAGAUGUCUUCAGUCAAGAUUUCUGUUGCUUCGGAAUACCAAUUGAGCAUAAAGGCCUAUGGUAGUGAAGAGUCCUAAAAUUAAAGUUGACAAAACAAAGAGAGAUCAAUAACAACAAUCUCCCUCAAAUGAGCAGUUGAGAGAUUUGAGUUUUUAAUGAACGCAAACAUGCAUCUUGAUAUGAACAUCAGAAACAAUUGUGUUUUGAGUUUAUGGUCAAAAAACAGGCUUACUGUAUAUAGUCUGACAUAGAAUUUUGGUAUUUUUACAUGUUUUAGUUGAACAUUUUUACAGUGCAUGAAAUUGUUUGUAUUAAUUUCAUCUGCUCAUAGGUCAUGCACAAGGGGACAUUUUGAGACGUGACUUCUCAAAGCUCAAAAUACAAACAGUCCAGUGUGAAAGACAAAUAUAAA
This is a messenger RNA of Scatophagus argus, 2153 nucleotides long. RefSeq names its product outer dynein arm docking complex subunit 4 (gene odad4). The transcript is spliced from 10 exons. Lineage: Eukaryota; Metazoa; Chordata; Actinopteri; Scatophagidae. The record is from RefSeq and is a predicted model, not a curated record. The coding region runs from base 178 to 1656 and encodes 492 amino acids. Gene Ontology annotation, cellular component: cytoplasm. Gene Ontology annotation, molecular function: protein binding.